CGUGCAUGAACUCAUUCUGGAUUGUUUACUAUCCGCAGCGUUUUGAUCUUAAAUGGUUACACAGAACAAAACACACACUAACAAUUCUAUUAUUUAUUAAGUUAAUUCUGUAAAAGAAAAUGGGCAGUUUGCUUCAUGAGGUAAAGCGUUGGGCGACAGAAGAGCUGGAUCUGCCUGCUCACAAACUCCCACACGACAGCUACAUCAAAACGUUAUGUGUUGGUGCAGGAGCCUCUAUUUGGAAAUAUGUCAUACAGCAUAUUUACCAUGAGAAGAAUGUGCGAGUGAUGCGUGGGAAUCUCCAGUGGUACAAAAUCCUACAGGAUAAGGAGCUGAAGCAGGUGGAGGGUCAGAACAAAGAUGCUCAGCGUGUGGAGUUACAGCGGGAGAUCGCAGAGCUGCAGACUGAGCUCAGUCACAUAGACCAGAAAAUCAGCACAGCGGAGGAGCAGCUCGCCAACAAAGAGCAGAACGUGAACAGGCAGUGUGUUCAGUAUGAGGAGAGCCGGCUGAGGGUGCUGCUGCUGGAAUCAUUCAGGCUGCGCAGUGCAGAAGAGAGAGAAGCUCUCACACGCUACACACACACCACCAGCAACCAGCGGCAUGUGCUAGAACAGCUGGCUAAGAAAGCAGAGGUGAAGCUGGUGUUCGGGAGUGGUGAGGAGAGUGGCCCAGCUGCAGAGCCCCUGGUUCUGAGGGACGUUCGGGAGCUGUGUAGGGAGCGAGUUCUGUUCUUCAAGUCUCUGCAGGAAAGCACCUUAAAAUCCGGCCCCUCCGAAUUUACUCCUGAUCAGAGGAAUUCAGUGUAUCAGCACUGGCUCAGUGCAGUUCAGGAUGUUUUGCAUGUUCACCCACCAAAUCAGGUCCUUUUAGCUCUGCAGACUCUGGCCAACAAACAGCAGGUGGCGCUGGAGGAGAAGACGGCUGCUCUCGAUGUGGAACAGGACGUAUCUUCACUCGGAUUCCGUUAUGACAGUAAUCACCUGCUGGAUGUGUCUGUGGAUGACGGGAGGGACGAUCUGCCACCGGUUCGCACUCUGUUACAGUCCGCCUGGGACGAUGUGGAGCAGUGUUACAUGCAGCUGGCAGAGGUGCGCAAAAGAUCCUGCCAGCUACAGGCUGAUCAGAGCGACCUCCUAAAGGAGGUUCAGUUGAAACUUUUAGGACAGGAUCCCGCCGACCCCCUCAGCAGAAGUGUUUUCGAGCUGGAGGUGCGGGCGGUGAGGCGGGCCGCGGUGAGGGACGGCGUUCGGGACCGGUGCGCUCGGCUCCAGCAGCAGAACCGAGAGAGACGCGAGGCGCUGCGCAGCCUUCAGUCGCAGUGGCAGAGCAUCAUGGACUUCAGACAGCUGGUGGAUAUCAGGCAGGAACAGAUCCGGAGUCUGAUUAAAGGAAACUCCACACUUAAGACUGAGCUCACUCGUCUUCAUUCUGAGUUGAAGCAGUUCGUGCAGGAGAAACUCAGCCCACACUUCGGCGGUGUGAUAAAAGCUUCUAAUGGACUCCGUAACUCUGUGUCCCAGGAGGCUAAACUGUUCAGCGCCGUGUUUCUCGCCGCUCUGGACCGUAGGGUUAUAGACAGUGAGCGAGUGCCGGUGGAUCAGCUCUCCCUGUAUCGGCUGAACUCUCCAGCCCUGCAGGUGAUCCGUCAGGGUCUCUGUGCCCCCCUGUACCUGGCUCCAGAGGAGCUGCUCUCUCGGACGGCGUCUCAGAGGUUGCAGCUGCGUUUCCUCCGGCGCCUCCUUCAGCUUCAUUCUGAGUCUUUAACCCACGUGCAGAGACGAACAGCACGGCUCCCAGCGCCCAGUCGGCAAGCUCUGCUGCAGUGUGUGAAAGCAGAAGAUGCCGAGUUGCUGCAGACUCUGUUGCCCCGUGUGCAGGCGCUCACACAGAGAUGUUCCAAGGGUCUGACCUUCGCAGACCAAGUCAACACUGCCAUCACGCACUGGUGGGAGCAGCCGGCUCAGUUCGCUCUCCCGGAGCUGCAGCAGGAUGGACGGACGUUCCAGCAGUGGCUGCAGAGAUGGAAACUGGCUACGAGAGGACUUUAAACCCGAACACGCGGCGUUUCUGAACGUAUCUUCAUGUUUACUUUCUGUAUUAAUAAAAAAUAUCAAUAAAUAAAUAAACUCACAGAGAACG
Molecule: messenger RNA, 2142 nt
Organism: Trichomycterus rosablanca
Lineage: Eukaryota; Metazoa; Chordata; Actinopteri; Siluriformes; Trichomycteridae
Gene: haus5
Product: HAUS augmin-like complex, subunit 5
Exons: 19
Coding region: 120-2051 (643 amino acids)
Biological process (GO): spindle assembly; centrosome cycle
Cellular component (GO): HAUS complex; centrosome
Source: RefSeq, a predicted model, not a curated record